Molecule: messenger RNA, 1538 nt
Organism: Puntigrus tetrazona (Sumatra barb)
Lineage: Eukaryota; Metazoa; Chordata; Actinopteri; Cypriniformes; Cyprinidae
Product: rap guanine nucleotide exchange factor 5-like
Exons: 5
Coding region: 131-412 (93 amino acids)
Biological process (GO): Ras protein signal transduction; positive regulation of GTPase activity
Cellular component (GO): plasma membrane
Molecular function (GO): guanyl-nucleotide exchange factor activity
Source: RefSeq, a predicted model, not a curated record
UUUUUUUUUUUUUUUUUAUCUGUCCUCAUUUCAGAAAGUCCCUGGGAAGUUCAGGAAGUUGUUCUCCGAGCUGGAGAGCCUGACGGACCCGUCUUUAAAUCACAAAGCCUACAGAGAUGCCUUCAGGAAGAUGAAGUCUCCCAAGAUCCCUUUCCUACCUCUGCUUCUAAAAGAUAUUACCUUCAUCCAUGAGGGCAACAAAACAUUUCUUGACAACCUAGUCAACUUUGACAAACUACACAUGAUAGCAGACACGGUGCGGAUUAUCAGGCAUUGUCGGACAGAUCACAUGGGAAACAUGUUGUCCCAGAAAGACAGCGUGGAAGUGAGAACGUACAUCAAUUACCUGCACGUCAUCGACAAUCAACAGACUCUGUUCGAACUCUCACACAGACUCGAGCCCAGGACAUAAAGCAACUCGAUACAUCCUAAAACCACCGCUGAAGACAGGACAGCAUCCUUCCUCUAACUGAAGACCGUGAUGAGUAAGUCCUCCAGUAGGGGGAGACACAGAACAGAUACAGAGUAUCGCACAGCCAAAGAAAUCUCAGCCAGUUCAACCCACCCCAUGAAAGGAACAAAAGAAGCUGAAUCAUGCAAGAACGGGUUAUAAAAGGAAAGUAUUCUGUAAGUUACAGUACAGAAAGAUCAUGUCGAUAUGUCUUCAUAACAGCACACUUUCGCUCAGUAGUGUAGGGCAGAUUUUUAGUUGAUUUGAGACAGUUUGCCACUGCAAAAUAGGGACUUUCACCAAUAAAUAAGAAUAUAUGCAUAUAUGGGAAAAUAAUAGGCACAUCUUUAUUCCUGUGUAGUCCAUUUAGUCUAUAAUGUGAGCUACAUGCACAAAUAACGAAACAAUGUGAUGCCUUUUUAGAUCAUGGCCAACAAACAAUUUGUAGACAAUCAGAAAAAUAUCCAAUAUUUUGUUCUGUAUUUUAGGAACUAUCGGAAGCUAGUAGAAGUUUAGAUUAAAGCGACAUCUUAAAGUUAUGCAUAUCUUUGAAGGGGGGAAACAAUAUCUGUGCAAUCUAUUUAGCAAACUGUAAUAGAGAUAAUCGGUUUUAAAUUAUAGAUGUAUUUUAUUGGAAAAGCCCUACUGAAAAUAACUGAGCAUUGGUUCUGUAAUGGCUUAGAUGAGAUGGUGCUCGAAGAAAGCAAAUUUAUAGAUUUCUCGUACAAGUUUUUGCUUUAACUUGUGAGACACCGAGAUAUUUAUUGAACGACAAACUUGUCCCCGAUUCAGAAGGGAAGACAAAACCGGUUUUAAAUGCAAAGAGAAGAUGUAAUGUACUGUAAAUGUGAUCAGUUGGUCUGAAGGAUUUGGCAACGCCAUUGAUUGACCAGUCUGAUAAUGCCUGUGAACUCUGUAAAUACUAAGACUUUGUUUUUAAUAAGUAAUGAUAAACAGGCCACAAAGCAAUAGCAAGGUGUACGUCUGACCUUCAGAAAAAAAUGUUAGCAGUGACUGACUGUAGCUGCUGUUUGCACUAGAUUUCUUCACAAAGAGCCUGACAUUAAAGGAAAAAAAUUAUAAUUGA